AAAAAUUAUUUCAAAAAACGACCCCCCAUAACUUACUCAGAAAAACAGGAUUGGGAAAAAAAAAAAAUCAAAAAACAGCCUCCAUAACAAAUUACUCAGAAAAACGGUGAGGGCUUUUUUUCCCCUUCCAAGUGAAUGCAAUACGCUUCCGUACGUAUAUAUGUUAUACUAACUAACCCCAAAAAAUUAUCUUGCUCUCUAAAAGGUUUAAAAUGUCAACUUUUGAAUAGCUGCCCCAUAUGCCUGAAAGGGUUAAACGGGCUUCCUCCUCUUGGGCGUGCCUUCCGGGUUUUGGGUGGCGCACUCCAGCAGGAAAUGUCAGAGACAAGCAACAGACUUGUAACCUACACAAGACCACAAACUUCUACUACGAUCCAGGCCGACGACUGUGCAAAGUUCCCCACCAUGAUACCGAGCAAAUUUCCUGUUAAAGGAAGCAAGCUGCAGCUUCACAGUCGUGCGCAAAACACUUAGAUGUGGUUACCAGAAGAAAGCUGAAUAUGCAGGGAGUCAUCGCAAAAGUGUUAGUGGUCGUGGCCGCCACCAUUUUGAACCACCCCUCGAUUUUCCCGCGAGAAAAUUCCAUCGUCGCGGAGCAGGAUGAGGAGCUGAUGCUGCGCAUGCGGGAGUACGCAGAGCGGCUGGAAAAAGAGCGGGCCAAGCUGGAGGCAGAGCUCUCCCAGGCGAAUGAGGGCAACCAAUGGGAAGAAGCUUACAGCUGGUACUUCUGGGGCACCUUGUCCUGCAUGGUGUUCUGUGUUAUCGAGAUGUGCAGAACAGAAAUGGCCGAGUUAGACGUAAGGGCAGUCGAAGAUGACGAGGCACUUCCUACCGCCGCGAUGGUCCUAGAUAAGGACAUCUUGAGCUACUUCUGCAACAAAUGCACCUACAGCUCUUCCCGCGACACUGGCAGGGUGAGGGAGUUUGUGGAGGGUUUCGCCGAUGACCUCCUGGAAUCUCUCAGGAGCAUCUCGGACCGAGAAACCGACAUGGAGGUCGGUGACUUUGUCGGAAUCGGAAGCAUGUUCGAAUCUUGGCAGGUGCACAAGCCUCCGACAUGCGAUCUGGUCGUGCCUUUAUCGCCUCCGGAUCCGCUGGACUUUCAAGUCAGCCUCUGGUGCGAGGCAUCUAGUGACGCACCCCCCAACAGGCAGGGCUGUGGCACCGUCCGGGUGAGUGCGGUCGGGGACCACGAGGGCGGUUGUCUGUGCGGUUCUACCAACUUGGGAGAGGACAUGUUGUGCCUGCUGCACGGUAAAGCCGACAAGGUGCGAGGUAAAGGCCACAACCUCGAUAAACUGCUCUGCUCCAAAACAACCUCGCACUUGGCCAAGGAUUGCGUCAUGAAGUGGUUUCAAGUGUCCCUCACCAAAGCGUGGGGCCGCAUCAACCACAAAUAUGACUUUGAGGUUACCUUUUACAGCCUGGACGCAGCGGGGGCCCUGAAAAUCCGGUUUCCCUCGGGGAAAUCCAUCAUGGUGAACAUCAUCCCUGCCGUCCAACUGGUGGACACAGACGCCUAUUUGGUCUCCCAUUUUCCCUCGGACUACGGUGGACCUCCAGACCCAUUUUGGCCUCUUUCCCUAGCUGUCUAUGAGAGGAAUCUUCUGAAACACUUUGCCAAACUCCUACCUUCACAUUCCUGCCAUCUAAACUGCCUUCAGGUGGUUAUCUUCCUGCACAGGAAACAGACGACACUCACGGGGGCAAACGCUUUGACCGACUACCACUGGAAAACGGUCCUAUUGCACAUUUUGCUACUUAACAAACCGUCAGAGUGGACAGCCAGCAAAACUGAAAUGAGACUCCAGGACAUGCUCAGCUUCAUGCACAGAAGCCUUCAGGAGAAGCAACUCAUUCACGUCCUGAUCGGGAAUCGCAAAGUUCCGCGAGAACUGAGACUUCCAGAGAUUUUCCGUAAAGCAGAGCCGGUCAAUCUUUUCCGGGAUUUGGUGUUGAGGGGGCACAUUUACACAGCCACAGUGCGCCACCUCCAGGAGAUGUUAAGGAACGCAGCUGUGCUAUUGCAAGAGUACACGCCACUCUCGUCUGGUCGAGAAUUGGAUUACUAUAUGGUAGACUGGUAGACCUAGAGGACUUUUUAAAAAUUAUUUAUAGCGCUCAUAUUGAUAUGUUAUGCAAUCGCUACACCAUAUGGGCAAAAGUCUUUGGACACUCAUAGGCACUCACCUUGUAAUCAAUCAAGGGUUUGAUUACAGACCCUAGUCUAAUUUUUGAACAAUUCAUUGCCUCCAACUUGGGACCGUUUAGAAAAUGCCCUUUUCUGUUUUGGCACCUAAGACAACCACCACCAUGGUGUGCUCAGUCGUGUUUGGUACAGAUGAAGCCCACCAAACCCUCCUAGACUUAACUAGAACAGAGAAUAUGAGGCCAACACACUUUUCUGCUAUUUUCACUUCCUGCAUGGCCAGUACUUUUGUCCAAAUAGUGUUCUGAGCAGUCAUUAGAGGCACUAAAACUUGAUUAUUCAAUGCCAGCCAUCUCAGUUCAAAUGGAGUGAGAUUUAUAUCAACUUAAUAAGGACUAUGAAAACAAACGGGGAUAGAAAUCUAAAGUACUGUACCUCAUUUUGCUGGCAGCUAUUUCAGUUUAAUGUCAUAUUCAAACACAACCAAUAAAAUGUCAACUUUUCCAUUUA
Molecule: messenger RNA, 2659 nt
Organism: Corythoichthys intestinalis (scribbled pipefish)
Lineage: Eukaryota; Metazoa; Chordata; Actinopteri; Syngnathiformes; Syngnathidae
Gene: itprip
Product: inositol 1,4,5-trisphosphate receptor interacting protein
Exons: 2
Coding region: 501-2087 (528 amino acids)
Cellular component (GO): membrane
Source: RefSeq, a predicted model, not a curated record